Molecule: messenger RNA, 3807 nt
Organism: Micromonas commoda
Lineage: Eukaryota; Viridiplantae; Chlorophyta; Mamiellophyceae; Mamiellales; Mamiellaceae
Exons: 1
Coding region: 1-3807 (1268 amino acids)
Biological process (GO): amino acid activation for nonribosomal peptide biosynthetic process
Molecular function (GO): protein binding
Source: RefSeq, a predicted model, not a curated record
AUGUCGCUAUACGGCGAGAGCGAUGGGCGUGAGCCAUACAGGAGGGUGGACGAGGCGCUGAGGACGAUAGCCAAAACGUUGCAUCCGAGAACGCCCCUCUUCUACACCGUGGGAGAGUCAGUGGUAAACUUCAGAGGCCAGACUUUCAUUGAAGGAUUCGACGCGAAACUGUCGUGCGCCUUUUUCGGCCAUGUAUCGAAGCUUGCGGACAGCCUCAGACCCAUCGUGAAUGCGGAGGAGCGGUUCGUGGCCAUCGUCGCGAACCCGGGGGAUGGAUACGCCGCAGCUUUGUGUGCAGUGCUCUUGUGUGGAUGUGCAUUUAUUCCCAUUGACAGAGAGUGGUCCGAGGAGAGACGGCGGAGGGUUCUGGAGCAUGCCAACCCCGCGGCGAUCGUUUUCGUCGGACCGAGGCCAUCAUUGAAACGUAUGGCCCGCUGGAGGGGUCGGUUGAUCGAUGCGCCAGAGCAUGUGCCCCAAGUCACCGGCGCGCAGACAUCCCCUGAACUACCCGAGCCGCCGCCGUGGGCCGAGGAUGCGCUAUACGUCAUGUACACGUCGGGGUCGACAGGUGAGCCGAAGGCGGUGGUGGGCACGCACGAGGGACUCUUGGCCCGCGCGCGAUGGGCGGCCGAGGGUCCGAUGAGGAUGAAUCCCUCCCCUCCGGAAGAAGACGAAGGUGAAGAGUCUGACGAAGGUGAAGAGUCUGAACUCGAAGACGCCAAAGAAUCACUGGACCACACCCGUGGAUGCCUGCACACCCGCGUCGGUUUCGUGGACUCUGUGACUGAGACACUCUGCCCGCUGCUGCAGGGAGCAUCGUCGAUGGUGCCGCAGGAUUUUGACCCCGGGGGAAUCAGAGCCACGAUGUUAUUCGGGGAAGUCACACACUUCAGCGCGGUGCCAUCUUUGUGGGAGCGGCUCAAUGACGAGUUUCUUGGCGAGAUCAAUCUCACCACUGCAGUGUGUAGCGGAGAACCCAUGCCGGUACCUCUGAUGAAUAGAAUCAUCCGCAUCAUGAGCAUCCAUAAUGAAAGCUUUGAUCGUGAAAAAUUCACUUUCAUCAACCUGUACGGUUCGACGGAGGUGGCGGGAGACGCGACUGAACUCCAGAUCAAGCAGAGAUUGAUCCCCAGCGAGGUCAAGGUUGAAUAUCAGGACGAGCGUCAAUACGAGCUUGUAUACCGGAACAAGUCGUCGCAGCUGGUACCGCUGGACAAAUCACUCGCGUUCCUACCUGCAGGAUUUGAUUUGCCAUUCGCGCAGACCAUCAUCGUCAAACGAGAAGGGGAGGGUGCGGAUGAAAAAUUCAUCGUCGUGAAGGAGGUUGGCGAGGUAGGCGAGGUCGUGGUUCGGGGUCUCGGAGUCGCCAGUGGAUACCGCGACGCCGGUGGAGAGAUUCAAGGAUUCGGCUUUAGCGCGUUAGAUGAGCUGUUCAAGGGCGACCCCAUGCCUUAUCACCUGACUGGAGAUCUCGGAAGAUGGGACCAGAAGGGUCUUCUUCAUCUGGAGGGGCGCGUGGACGACAUCGUGAAGCCAUUCGGGGAACGAGUGAACCUGAACGAGAUUUCGGCGGCGGCUAUGAAGCUGCCUUACGUUACACAAGCCGUGGCUCGAUUUUGGUCGACAAACGAGAUUAGUUACGCCGAUGGCGCAGGCACGGGAGGGGCAAUUGCGGUGUAUGUCGUCGUUAACGGGAACAAGGAUCCCAGCGUGGUACAUCAGAGCGUGGUUAAAUCGUGUCGGCAGCAUGGAAUUUCUCGGGUAGCGGUGCCGAUGGAGGAUGCCGUGAUGAUUCUCACCCACAUGCCGCUCAACGCCAACGGUAAGGUUGACCGCUCCGCUCUUCCUCUUCCGCAAGCUCUCAACUUCAAAGGUGGGACCGGUAAGAUGAAAACGAUGCCGUCUUCGUCAGACGCGGGAGCCGAUAUCCUGGCGGAGAUGCAAAAAAUACUCGGUUCUGGCUCGGAGUGGAUGAAGCAGUCAGACGACUUUUUCUUUGCCGGCGGCGCAUCUCCCGAUGUCAUCGUCCUAGCUCAGACUCUCGGAGUACCUGCAGAAGUUGUGGUGCGACACCGGACCGCGGCCGCCAUCGCCGCCGCUAUCGCUGAUCCAACUGCUGAAGUGAUGCCCUCGAGUUCUGGUAAAAUAGAUGUUCUUCCAGCUGAGGUCUUGCAGCGUAUCAUUGCCUUCGUGCCUCUGAAGGAGCAGCUCAGCGUUAUGCGUCUGGUGUGCAAGUCUUGGCGCAAAGCUGUGGAUGACUCCCCUGCUCCUCUAAUUCAAGAUGAGACGGAACAGCAGGCUUCUCGGGGAACGCUGGUGAGGAUGUGGAGUGCGCACCUUGGGAGAUGCGUCGACGCCACACCUUUGCUGAGCGAUACAGAUACCGUCUCAAAGAGCCGAACUUACAUCGGUUCGCACAGUCAAGAGGUUUGCUGCUUGGACCCUGACGGUCAGGUUGUGUGGAAAAUGGAGCUACCUGGCAGAAUCGAGGCGAGGAUAGUCUUUGGUGAGGGUGUUGUUGGCAGAAGGAGACAAGGCGAUGAGGGUAGUCAACUGAUUGUCCCGUGCCUGGAUGGAAAAGUGUAUUGCCUGGACGAAAACACCGGCGAGAUCCUGUGGCAAUACGACACGGGAGGUGAAGUCAAAUGCGGACUGGCGCUGACUGAUUGUGGUUCAAAGCCUGUUGAAGAACCGGUAAGAGCUUUUCAACGCCCCCGAGAAGUUUAUGUCCCUGGGUAUAGACUAUUAUGGGGUCAAUCACACGGUGGUUCGGCAUUUGCAAUUGCUGCAUCAGGCCGGCACGCAGGUAAAGCUAUUUGGCGAUAUGAAAACUCUGGGCCUGGUGUUGCGGAACCUGUGGUAGAUCAUGUUGAUAUAUGGUGUGGUGGAUCUGGAUCCCGCGUUGACACGGAAAUGGAUAAUAAUGCGGUGUUCUUCGCCAACUUAAAAGGUGACGUAUUCGUUGUCAAUGCUGCCGCCGUCACCAGAGACUGGAUGUCUAACGGGCCGGAUGGGAUUAAGGAGGCCAAGGAGUACGUCGUGUGGAGUACAAACGUUGGCGCACCGGUGUUUUCAACUCCGUCUGUGCAUUUUGAAUUGAUACAGGGCACGGAGCUUCCAAUCCACGUGGCGAAUGUCGAUGGCCUUGUCUUUGGAUUGAAUCGAGAAACUGGCCAAAAGGUUUGGACAGUUGACUUGGGCUGCAAAAUUUAUGCACCGAUAUAUUCGGAGCUUGAUGAAAGGUACGAAUCAUCUGGGCCGGCGAAGGUACUCAUCGGCAACGCAGAUGGUGAACUCGUUCUGUUGAGACAGCAGCGAUACGGCGUCCCAGACCCUCACCUCGGGGGAAAAAAACGCAAGCUAAUGCAUAAUGAUGAAUAUACAUACAUGACGGAAGUCUGGCGCUGGCAGGGACGUGGCGGCCUCCGCGCCGGACCGGUUUUCAUCAAUACCGGCAGAGGUCGACAGUUGAACACAAAUGGCAUUUUUGUCGCUGCGUGGGACUCCGGUGAGAUCAGUGUAUUCAGUUACAGCGACGUCAAGAACGGUGGCCUUCCCAGGCAUCUAUCGACAGGGCGACUUCCCGCUCCCAUCUUUGGAACUCCCGCGUUUGGACAUGAUGAUCAUUUUGUCACGGGAAGGAAUUGUGGUCCUCUAGGUGACGUGCGCGUUUACGUGGGAUGCCGGGACGACCGCCUGCACUGCCUGAAGCUUUCAGGUGUUCGAUACGGUGUGAAGUUGGACGACGGGAAGGUGGACGACGGGGAUGAAUAUGUACCUGUAGCACUCUUGGGACCCGUUGGGUAG